CCCUACUGUUGCCUUUAAAAUUAAAAUUAAUAUUUCAGUUAAGAUAUUUUUAGCGAUUGUUUUAUCAGGAAAUAUUAAUAUCAAUAAUGAUGCGAGAGGUGAUAAAGCAUUCGCAAAUGGAACUACAGAUGAUCGUGUUCCAUUCAUUACCAAUGUCAUAAAUUUCGGGCUAGAUGGA
Molecule: messenger RNA, 178 nt
Organism: Dentiscutata erythropus
Lineage: Eukaryota; Fungi; Glomeromycota; Glomeromycetes; Diversisporales; Gigasporaceae
Source: the annotation of a GenBank genome assembly